AUGGGCAAGGCAGAUGACAGAAUCUGGGCAGACGGCCAGGUUGCCUCUGCUUUAACCAAGCCCGACUCGGAUACUGAAAUGCCGACCUUUACUGGCGAAGCUGAGAUGGUCCGGCGAGAUGUCAGCCUCAUCGUCGACUGGGACGGCCCAGACGACCCAGAGAAUCCUCACAAUUGGACGAGGAAGCAAAAGGCAGUUUACAUUACCAUCAUUGCUGUCAUCACUUUCAUAACUCCGCUGGCAUCCUCCAUCUUCGCACCGAGCACUGAGCAGGUAAUGGAAGAAUUUGGAUCAGACAGCACAAUGCUUGCAUCUUUCAUCGUCUCGGUGUACCUGGUUGGAUACUGCUUCGGUCCUCUUGUGAUCGCACCGUUGUCGGAGAUGUACGGGCGCUCCCCGCUGUACUAUAUCUGCAAUGUGAUCUUUGUCGUCUUCACUGUUGCGUGUGCCGGAACUUUGGCGGACAUGAUCGGCCCAGAGAAGAGAGGAAUGGCGAUGUCCUGGUGGAUAUGCGGCCUAUUGCUUGGGCCAGUCAUCGGUCCCAUCGCCGGCGGUUACUUGGCCGAGAAUAAAGGUUGGAGGUGGUCCUCUUGGGUGGUUGCCAUGGCUGCCGGAUUUGUGACCAUACUGUCUUUUGUCUUUCUUCAUGAGUCGUAUGCCCAUACGCUACUCGAGAAAAAGACACGGCGUCUUCGAAAGGAGACCGGUAACUCCGAGCUUCGCUCAGCGCUAGACACCGGUAUGGCAAGCAAGGAGGUCUUCAAAGUCUCUAUUGUUCGCCCCACGAAGAUGCUUUUCUUGAGCCCAAUCGUUUCUAGUUUGUCUCUGGACAUGGCAGUCCUAUACGGAUACCUCUACAUGCUGUUCACGACCUUCCCCUCGCUCUUUAUGUAUGAGUACGGGUUCUCUGAAGGUAACAUUGGUCUUACGUAUCUGGGCAUUGGCAUCGGAUCGGCCAUUGGCCUGUUCAUCAACGCCAAUGUCUCUGAUCGAGUGGCAAUCCAUAUGAAGACGAUGCGCGGGGGAGUACAUCAACCAGAGUAUCGGCUACCGCCGGCCAUGUAUGCCUGUUGGCUGAUUCCCACGGGUGUCCUCUGGUUCGGAUGGACCGCCGAUUAUCAUUGCCAUUGGAUCCUUCCGAUCCUGGGCACAGGUGUCUUCGGCGUUGGCGUUGGCGUCGUCAUUCUCAUGAUGUCGAUGGCUAUCUAUGUAGUAGACGCUUUCGAUAUAUACGCAGCAUCGGCGACAGCUGCCACGACUGUUCUGAGGUCUUUGCUUGGCGCGCUGCUGCCAUUGGGAGGCCGUGAUCUAUUCGAUAACCUUGGAAUGGGCUGGGGAAGCUCUCUGCUUGGGUUCCUUGCGCUGGCCAUGACACCUUUGCCAUUUAUCUUUUACCGCUACGGCGAGCGCUUCCGCAAAGUCACACUCUUCAACGUAGAGUUCUGA
Molecule: messenger RNA, 1446 nt
Organism: Emericellopsis cladophorae
Lineage: Eukaryota; Fungi; Ascomycota; Sordariomycetes; Hypocreales; Bionectriaceae
Product: putative transporter -like protein
Exons: 6
Coding region: 1-1446 (481 amino acids)
Biological process (GO): transmembrane transport
Molecular function (GO): transmembrane transporter activity
Source: RefSeq, a predicted model, not a curated record